Molecule: messenger RNA, 6844 nt
Organism: Carassius auratus (goldfish)
Lineage: Eukaryota; Metazoa; Chordata; Actinopteri; Cypriniformes; Cyprinidae
Product: myotubularin-related protein 5-like
Exons: 45
Coding region: 33-6074 (2013 amino acids)
Biological process (GO): regulation of Rab protein signal transduction
Cellular component (GO): cytoplasmic vesicle
Source: RefSeq, a predicted model, not a curated record
AGAAAUGUCCCACAGCUCCGUAGUUGGACAAUAUGACUUAUUCAGAUGACCACGCAACAUUCUGUGCGCGCGCCCCUCCCUGCCGACUCGGAGCUCAGUGCGCACGCGCAGAGCGCUGUCAGGGCACGGCACACUCACAGCGACAGUAUGGCGGCGGGCUGCUGCUGGAGGGAUGCUGCUGUCGCCGCUGCCUUCACAAUGUGAUCGGAAUAUCGCCUACCUGCGGAAAGACUACAGUCACCCCCGAGGCCUGUCGCCGAGAUCUCGAUAAGAUGACCAGGCUCGCCGAUUACUUCGUGGUCGUCGGAUACGAUCUCGAUAAGAGAGGAGGUAGUGAGGGUCAAGGCCGGAUUCUCCAGCGUUUCCCAGAGAAGGACUGGGAAGAUAACCCCUUUCCUCAGGGCCUUGAGCUUUUCUGUCAGCCCAGUGGAUGGCAGCUGGAUCCAGAGAGAAAGCCUCCGUCUUUCUUUGUGUCGGUUCUCACAGACAUCAACUCUGAGAGGCAUUACUGCGCCUGCUUCACCUUCUGGGAGUCCGUGGAGAACCCGCAGAAAGGGGAGCCCAGUGAGGCCGAUGAAGAUGACAGUCCAGACGUACUCCAGCCCUCUCAAUUAUACGCUCCUAAAAGCCUGGUUCUCGUGUCCCGUUUGGACCACACGGAGGUUUUUAGGAACUGCUUGAGUCUCAUCUACAACGUUCAUGUGGAUGGCCUCACUGUUCCUAUGGAAACGGUGAUUGGAAACCUCCUCACUUGCAUCAUUCCUACCGCUGGAGGCUCUCAGACAAAUGACCCUCCUCUCUGUAGUUUAACUGACUGGCUGCUGGGUUGUUUCCAGCCGGGCCAGGACGACAGGGAGGAGAGCUCGAGGACCAUAACGCUUGGCGCAGGUGACAGGCAAGUUAUCCAGACGCCUAUAAACGACUCCCUGCCUGUGAGCGGCUGCAGCGUGGCCCAGCUUUUCAGACAGCUUGGAAUCGUGAAUGUUCUCUGUCUGUUUUGCGCUGCUCUGACUGAGCACAAGAUCCUGUUCCUGUCCAGCAGUUACCAGCGUCUAACGGACGCCUGCAGAGCUCUGCUGGCCAUCAUGUUCCCACUCAAAUACAGUUUUACAUAUGUUCCCAUCUUACCGGGAAAGCUGCUGGAGGUGCUCAGCACUCCGACGCCCUUCAUCAUAGGAGUCAACUCACACUUCCGCUCUGAGACCCAGGAGCUGCUUGAUGUAAUCAUUGCAGACCUGGAUGGAGGGACGGUCACCAUUCCUGAAUGUGUCCACAUAUCCCUGCUGCCCGAGCCACUUCUUCAUCACACACAGACCGUCAUCUCAAUGGUUCUCGAUCCAGAGCUGGAAGUGGCUGAUCAUGCUUUUCCUCCAUCUUCCCAACCCUCUUCACUUAAAAUCCAGGAUAAGGAGAUCCGCGCUGUCUUCCUGUGGCUGUUCGCACAGCUCUUUCAGGGCUAUCGAUGGUGUCUGCAUAUAAUUCGCAUCCACCCUGAACCCGUCAUACGCUUCCAUAAGGCUGCGUUUUUGGGGCAGAGAGCACUAGCUGAGGAUGACUUCCUGAUGAAGGUGCUCGACGGCAUGGCCUUUGCUGGGUUUGUGUCUGAGCGGGGUCCUCCGUACCGAGCCACCGACCUGUUUGACGAUCUUAUAGCCAAUCAGGUGGAGCGCAUUCGACAGGAGACAGGAGACCAUCACAAAGUGAUGAAGCAUGUUAAAGAGCUGGCUGAGCAGCUUUACAAAAAUGAAAACCCAUAUCCAGCAGUAGCCAUGCACCGAGUUCAGAGAACAGCUCAAAACGCACAACCGCGGCUCCCACAGACCUCUUUCCCGCAGCUGGACGAAGUCUCCGUGCAGCUCUUUAUAGACCACGCAGCGGCAAAACUCAGAACGGCCCCACCUGUGGUCAAGGCCGAACUGAAGGGCCUGGUCCCGACAGGACCUCCACUGGCUGACAUAGUGGACCGGAACGGGAAUGUUCUGGCCAACAGCGCCAGGAGGUUAGAGGUGGUCAGGAACUGCAUCACAUACAUUUUCGACAACAAGAUGCUGGAAGCCAAGAAGUUAAUGCCGGCAGUGUUACGGGCUCUGAAAGGUCGGGCGGCACGCGUCUGUCUGACCCAGGAGCUCAACCUGCACGUGCUGCAGAACAGGGCCGUUCUAGACGACCAACAGUUUGACUACAUCAUCCGCAUGAUGAACUGCACCCUGCAGGAUUGCUCACAUAUGGAUGAACAUGGUAUUGCUGCUGCCCUGCUGCCAUUGGUCACCGCCUUUUGUCGGAAACUGGGUGGAGGCAUCACUCAAUUCGCCUACAGCUGUGUUCAGGAGCACAUGGUGUGGACGAACAUGCAGUUCUGGGAGGCCAUGUUUUACAGUGAUGUUCAGAAACACAUCCGGGCCCUGUACCUGGAGAAUGGCGAGGAGGGAGACAUAUCCGGCCCUGAUGGGGAGGGUGUUGGGGGUCAGCAGCUGAGUGCUCUGGAGUUGGCGUCGGAACAGAGUCGUCUGUGGCCCAUGCUGAGCAAAGAGCAGCAGCAGGAGCGCGUUCAGAAGGAAGAGAGCACGGUUUUCAGUCAGGCCAUCCACUAUGCCAACCGCAUGAGUUACCUGCUGCUGCCGCUCGACACCAGCAAGAACCGCCUGCUCCGCAACACCGGCCUGGGAGACGUGGAGAGCGUCAGCAACAGCUACGUCACCAACAGUAUUGCGGGCAGCAUGGCAGAAAGCUACGACACCGAGAGCGGCUUUGAGGAUGCGGAGAGCUCGGAUGUUGCGAACUCUGUCGUUCGGUUCAUCAACCGCUUUGUUGAUAAAGUGUGCAACGAGAGCGGCGUGACCAACGAACACCUGAAGGCCCUUCACACAAUGAUACCCGAUAUCGUUCAAAUGCACAUCGAGACAUUGGACGCGGUUCACAGGGAGAGCAAACGACUGCCGCCCAUCCAAAAGCCCAAGCUUUUGAGACCAACGCUGCUCCCCGGUGAGGAGUUUGUGAUGGACGGCAUGCGUGUGCACCUUAUAACAGACGGCCGAGAGGAAGCCACGGGCGCCUUGGGUGGUCCGCCCCUGCUGCCCGCCGAGGGAGCCAUCUUCCUUUCUAACUACCGCCUCAUAUUCAAGGGAACACCUACUGACCCCCUCGUCGGAGAGCAAGUGGUCACGCGCUCCUUCCCCAUCGCCUCCCUCACGAAAGAGAAGCGGAUCUCUGUUAACCUUCCCAUGGAUCAGUUAGUCCAGGAGGGGCUCCAGCUGCGUUCCUGCACCUUUCAGCUGAUGAAGAUUGCCUUUGAUGAGGAGGUGGCGUCAGAUCUCGCAGAGGUGUUCAGGAAGCACAUGCAUAAGCUCAGAUACCCACAGCACGUCCAGGGCACAUUUGCCUUCACCGUGGGUCAGUCUGCCAAGCUGGCGGUGGAGCACAAGACCAAGGACAAGAACCAGUCGCUAAAAACGCUGUCUAGAAACCUUGUUAAAACUGCAAAGAGGACCAUCGGACGUCAGUAUGUCACCCGGAAGAAGUAUUCUCCACCAACCUUGGAAAACCGUAGCAGUUUUCAGUCAGAGAUGGACGAGGAUGAGAUCUCUGUGUCUGAGGAGCCGGACCAGAGUUCACUCACGCUCUCCUCCACCAUCCGCUCGUCAGACCGGCAGACCAUGAGUAAUGUGGUCGAGCGGGCCUGCUGUCGGGACUACCAGCGGCUGGGACUGGGAACGCUCAGCAACAGCCUGACCCGCUCCAAAAACGAGCCCUUCAGGAUCUCCACCGUCAACCGGAUGUACACAGUCUGCCGAAGUUAUCCAGGGUUACUGAUCGUGCCUCAGAGCAUCCCCGAUGCCACCAUCCAGCGCAUCUGCCGCUGCUACCGGCAGAACCGCUUCCCUGUGGUGUGCUGGAGGAACUCACGCACCAAAGCUGUGCUGCUGCGCUCGGCCGGCCUGCAUGCUAAAGGCGUCGUGGGCUUCUUCAAAUCCCCCAAUGCGCCCACAGCAGGCCCAUCGCAGGCUGACUCCACCAGCCUGGAGCAGGAGAAGUACCUGCAGGCCAUCAUCAGCUCCAUGCCCUCAUACAGCGAGGCCAGUGGGAGGAACACGCUCAGCGGCUUCACCUCCGCACACAUGAGCAACUCAGACUCAUCAGACAAGCUGAGGCAGCCUAAAAUAGGAGCUUUAAUGAAACAAGUCAUGGGGACUAAAGAGGAUGUUCCAGGAACCUUCAGUCGAGGAGCGCUGGGUCAGAGGGCAAGGGUCAUCUCCCUCUCUCAGCCUAGAGUUUCUGUCAAGGCCCGCAACUCGCCUAGAGGAAAAUGGGGCAGUAUUCGUGGUAGUGGGCGGCUCAGCACGUAUAACCCUGACGUGGGGAACAGGCUGGCUGGGAAAGAGUCCCCCCAGGCUAAUGGAGGCCCAUCCGAGACCUAUUUCCUUCGCCAACAGAGAGCGUACCUCUACAUCAUUGGAGACAAGUCCCAGCUCAAGGGUGGAAAGCAGGACUCCUUCCAGCAGUGGGAGGUGGUGCCUAUCGAGGUCUUUGAUGUUCGGCAGCUGAAGAACAGUUUCAAGAAGCUGAUGAAAGCUUGUGUGCCUUCUGCACCCAACACUGAACCAAACGCAAACAUGACCUUUCACCGAUGCCUGGAGGAAUCGGAGUGGAUGAAUCUGCUUCACAAGGUUCUACAGGUGUCCGUUCUGGUUGUGGAACUCCUGGAAACCGCUUCCUCCGUCAUGGUUAGUUUGGAAGAUGGCUGGGAUGUCACAACACAGGUGGUGUCCCUGGUGCAACUUCUGUCGGAUCCGUACUACCGAACUAUUGAUGGUUUCAGGCUGCUCGUGGAGAAAGAGUGGUUGUCGUUCGGUCAUCGAUUCAGCCACCGUGGAGCCCAGACACUAGCCAGCCAGAGCAGUGGAUUCACACCUGUCUUCCUGCAGUUCCUCGACUGUGUGCACCAGAUCCAUCUACAGUUCCCCAUGGAGUUUGAGUUCAGUCAGUACUAUCUGAAGUUCCUAGCCUACCACUACGUCUCCAACCGCUUCCGCACCUUCCUGCUGGACUCAGACUAUGAGCGCAUAGAGCUUGGUGUCUUGUAUGAGGAAAAAGGUGAGAGGAAGAAUCCUCAGGUGUGCAAGUCUGUCUGGGAUUACAUUGACCGGCUCAACAAGAAGACCCCCAUAUUCUACAACUACAUGUUUUCACCUGAGGAGGAAGAGGUCUUAAAGCCCUACAGUUUUAUCUCCAACUUGAAGGUUUGGGACUUUUACACAGAGGAAACACUUUCUGAGGGUCCGUCCUUUGACUGGGAAUUAGUGCGGGGUCGGCCGGAGAAGCCACUGGAGGAAGCUGGUGAUAGACAGGAGACGACGGCCCCCAAGUCCCAGCGGAGGAUCGUAUGGCCGUGUUAUGACAGCCUCAGUAAAGUACUGCCUGAUGCCAUCACCAAACUCUUGCAGGAUGUGCAGAACCUGGAAACUGAGUUGGGACAACCAAUGGAAAAAUGGAAAGACACCUGGGACAAGAUUAAGACGGCCCAACGGGUUGAGUCCAGACUAGAGAGCAGGCACUCGUUCUCCAGCUCUCUGCUCAUGUCAUCUAAUCUGAGUCACCAGCGGCGCUCUCAGGGUGUGUAUCUGCAGGAGAGCGGGGUCGGCUCCUCCAUCAACCUGGCACUGGACUGUGAGGUCAGCGCCACAUCCACACCUGCAGCUGGUCGACCCAGUACCAGCACACUCUACAGCCAGUUCCAGAGCACUGAGAGCGAGAACAGGAGCUUUGAGGGUAUUUUAUACAAAAAAGGCGCAUUGCUGAAACCUUGGAAACCGCGUUGGUUUGUACUGGAUAAGACCAAACACCAGUUGCGAUACUAUGAAUCAAGGAAAGAUAAAGAGUGUAAGGGAGUGAUUGAUCUAGCUGAAGUGGAAUCUGUCUUUCCUGGGACGCCCACAAUGGGAGCACCUAAAAACAUAGAUGACAAAGCCUUCUUUGAUCUCAAGACGACCAAAAGAGUGUAUAACUUCUGUGCCCAGGACAACAAAAAUGCCCAGUUAUGGAUGGAUAGUAUUCAGAGUUGCCUAUCAGAUGCGUAGGGGGAGGGGCCUUGCAGAGGACAGAACUGUGACACUUUGUGGGGGGCGGAGCCAGUGACGGAAAAUGCUCAUAGCCAAUGGGCAGUGCUUGCCUGCUGUUUACAGAGGGAAGUUGGACAGGCUUCCGUAUUGGUGGUAUUGAACUUUACGAUGUCGCACCUCACCACAUUUCAGCGUUUUUGUUUUAAAAAAACAUGCCGAAAAUAUACAAAAACCCAAGAAAUCCCUUAAAGACUGAUAUAUGUGGACUCACCCAUGCUUGGCUUGUUUCAAACACACCUAUUCGCCCUGGAUGUUGUCCUACGCUUGUUCGAAAAGACAUGACCUGCGAUUCUUCAUCCCAUAUUGCUGAAAUACUGCCAAUGGCACCUUAAGCUAUGCAGGGGCCCAAAAAAUGCCCAAUAACUAGCCACAGCUCACAAAAGAGUGACCUUUAACCCCUUCUGAUCUCCUUACUGUCACUAUGCCACUGCUUGGAAUCGUCCAUCGAGUCUGGACUCACACAUCACAAAUUCUGCCUUCUCAUUGGACGGUCAAGUUCUCUCGCUCCCUUCUGAUUGGUGGCUUCGUCCGUGCAACGGUUCAUGAAGGAUUUAGUGUUUUCUUUCACAUUAUCUACAUGGAAAUAAUCUAAAAGCGUUCAUUCUCAUCACUUUCGACCAAGUCCAAACAGUUAUCAAGAUGCCAUCCGGAGAUUCAGAUUGGACUGUUUACAAACUAAAUUCUUGGGUUCUUCCUAUGAACGUUAAAACCACUAUUGCUAUUGAGAA